GAGUAAUCUGGAGCAGCAGCUAGAAUAAUCUUGUUAGUAGAUGACCUCAGUAAUACUAUGUUUAGACGUAUAUAUACUUACCAGUAGUAGCAGAUGACAUAAUUGAUAUGAAUUGGUAGUAAUUGCUAUAGUAUUCAAGAUGUCCAAUUAUUGUUGAAAAAUCUCCUAAAAAUUUCAUCGCAUCAAAAAAUUUGGGGAACAAAAAUUAAAAACUGCGAAUUUACGACAACCAGUCCUUUAAAGACACUAAACUAAACUAAAAAGAACACCAGUUCAAUUGUGUCAAAAGUUAUCAAAUGGGUCAAUGGCCAACUAUAUAGUAUGUUUAGCUCAUUUCUGUGAGUUGCAUGGUCCAUCCACUAUCAUCUGUACUCAGGUUGUUAAACCUUCGAUUCAAGAUAAACAUAUACUAGCACCUAAUUCAAAAGUACAAACAUGCGCUUCUUGUGAGUUGUAUAUACCUGAUGGUUCAGCAAACAUCAUAACGAAGGAUUCCUUACAUAGUAGCAAUAAAGGGAAUGGUCCACAAAUGGUAUUCAUAUCAAAUCAUUAUCCCUCAUCCCAAGAUCGAUAUACUGCAUUAACGAAAUUAGUAAUGAAAUCAUUAUCAGUCGAAACUUCAUCAGAUAUUUCAAAGCCAAUGUUUUUUGGUGAUGCUAUAAAUGGAUACUGUAUCAAUAAGAUCUUCACUAUAAAGGAUAUAAACGCUAGAGGUUCAGAAAGAAAGUAUGCGUUGAUAGUGAUAUCGGAUUCCGAAACUGAUAUUUUAUCGAACUGGGAUAUUGUUGGUCUUUACUUUAAUGAAGUAAUUAAUCUUAUUCAAGAAAGAGUCACCAAGACUAUGGAAGAGAUUUCUGCCCAAAAGAUUUCAGGAAAUGGAAAUACUGUUACGGGAUUACUUGAUAAUGAAAAAUAUCUUAGACGUUCAAUGAUAAAACCUAAAUCAUUAAAAGAAUUGACUGAUGAUGAUCAUAUAUUUGUGAAAUUUCAUCUAUGGGCCAUCGAGCUUUUAAAAGAUAUAUUACGAUAGAUUUAAACCUGGGGGUUUAUAAUGAUAAUUAAUUAA
This is a messenger RNA of Scheffersomyces coipomensis, 1066 nucleotides long. RefSeq lists its product as uncharacterized. The record is from RefSeq and is a predicted model, not a curated record. Gene Ontology annotation, biological process: positive regulation of TORC1 signaling. The transcript has a single exon. Lineage: Eukaryota; Fungi; Ascomycota; Pichiomycetes; Serinales; Debaryomycetaceae. Gene Ontology annotation, cellular component: cytosol. The coding region runs from base 305 to 1030 and encodes 241 amino acids. Gene Ontology annotation, molecular function: GTPase activator activity.